Molecule: messenger RNA, 3363 nt
Organism: Funneliformis geosporum
Lineage: Eukaryota; Fungi; Glomeromycota; Glomeromycetes; Glomerales; Glomeraceae
Source: the annotation of a GenBank genome assembly
AUGAAUCAUACCAAUAAUCAAAAUAUUCCAAAUCAAAACCUCCAGAACACUAUACCUUCUACAGCAGCUGUAAACAUGUUAAUUGAUUUAACAAAAGAAAAAACUGCUGCUGUUAACGCUUAUUGUCCUAUACUGGCUUCAAAAAAGCUCCGACGACCUGGAAUCAGGAGUGAUUCUCCAUCGUUUUCUGCUGAUACUAGACCACAAAAACGUAGUCGAAUAGAAGAAGUUCAAGAAUAUAAUCUAUCAACACCGUCUAUAUCAGCUCAAUCAAUUCCAAAUAAUUUUAAUCAAACCACUUUGCCUAGUACUCGAGAAAUUUUUAAGAAUUCCCCUCCAAUGGCUCCGGCACAGGUUUCAUCAACUUUCUUUACUAAUAAUACUAUAAUAAAUCCCGAAUUUACUUCUGCACCCACUUCAAAUGGAAUUCAACCUUCUUAUGUACUAUCAAGUAAUACAAUACUACCACCAGUUUCUGUAAAUUAUUCUUCACAAUAUUUAUCGCAUACACAAGGUUUCCCAAGACCAUACUAUACUGACAUUCCUCCCUAUAAUUUGGGAUAUAUUAUGAAUCCUUCCAUUACUCAAAUACAACAACAUAUUACUUCCAAUCCCUCUCCCAGUAGUUCUAGCAGUACAACUAGCUCUCAAUCCCCAAAUAAUGCUCUGCAAGGUGAAGUUAUCGAUCUGACGACUGAUAGUGAUGACGAUUGUAUUAUCGACGAAAAAGAAACCAACAGAGAUUUGUGCUGGGGAUUGAUCGAAAGUUUGGUAUUAAUAUUAUACCCAAGGCCUUGUACUGGUGGCAAAGGUGAAGAAGUAGUGAAGUUAAAACGUGAAGGGAUUACAGGAAAAAAUCAAGAUAAUGAAUUGUUCGGAGUAGUUGAACAGGAAUUAGCUAAUGUAUUGGCUCCAUUGAUGGACGAUAAACUCAUCUGGACAGAAGCGACGAUCCCAAAAGAUUGGUCUCCUUCAGAUCAGAUGAUACCUCUACAUAUUGUAAUAUAUGGACGCCCCGUUAAUACUGAUACCGUGAGCUCACAUCUUUAUGAUAGGAAGAUUAUUUUGACAGAUCCAGUAGUUUAUAAUGUAGAAACUCGUUAUGUGAAUCCACAUAAUCUACCUCCCGGUAUCACUCAUUUGAAUAAAAAUAAUCCGAAAUCAUUCAAAGAGUAUUCAAGUUGCAGCAGUGGGACCACAGCCACUAGAUCACCGGAAGAUAUGAAAAAUCAAAUUGAUAAGGUUUUUAAUUCAUUAAUGAAUGCUGAAAGCAUUCCUGAGUUAGAUCCGGAUGAUAGAUUAGUUACGACGUUAUAUAAACAUCAAAAGCAAGCCUUGUAUUUUCUAAUGAAGAGAGAACAAUACAAUGAUUUUACCGACGAUCAAAUUAACGAAUUAACGUCAUUAUGGAGAACUCGAAUUAGCGCUGGACGUCAUACAGUCUAUUAUAAUGUAGUAACUAACUCAGAGGUCAAAGUAAGACCCAUUCAGAUGAGAGGAGGGAUUAUCGCCGAUGAUAUGGGUCUUGGUAAAACUAUACAAAUAAUAGCGCUGAUCCUUGGUACUCAAAAUGAAGCUAUAGAAUUUGCAAAAGAAUCUUCCAUAGAAUUACUCUCUUCAAAUUCAGAUUCAUCGAUAUCAUCAUCUUCUUCAACCUCAAAAAAGACUCAUAAUCGUAAGUCACCAUCACCGUCUAAACAAUCAGCAAAUGAAUAUUCAGACAUGGAUUUGAGAUCUAGAGGGACUCUUAUCAUAUGUCCCCUUUCUACUGUUGCAAAUUGGGAAGAACAACUUGCUGGCCAUGUUCAAGAAAACACACUCAACGUUUAUGUAUAUCACGGGGGUGCUCGCAUUUCAGAUCCUUCCCAUUUAAUAAAUUAUGAUGUUGUAAUUACAACCUAUAACGUAUCUGGUACUGAAUAUAGCAAACAAUCAAAAAACACCAUAAAUAGUGCUUUGCAACAGAUUCAUUGGUUCCGUAUAAUUUUAGAUGAAGCCCAUAUAAUCAAAGAUAUUAACACGGUACAAAGUAAGGCUGCUUGCUCUUUGAAGGCGGAAAGACGCUGGUGUUUGACGGGAACGCCAAUUCAAAACAAGUUGGACGAUUUAUUUGCCCUUAUUAAAUUUCUUCACAUGGUUCCCUUUGAUUCUAAGGAAAACUGGAAUCAUUACAUUUCACGCCCAAUUAAAUCAAUCGAUCCUGUUGGUAUUAGUAGAUUACAAACUUUAAUGAAAUGUAUAACUCUUCGUAGAACAAAGAUAGUUAAUGGAAAACCAUUAUUGGCCUUACCACCACGCAAAGAUCAUUAUCGUUACCUUGAACUUAGUGACCACGAGCGUAGAUUAUAUGAAAAGAUAUAUCGUUCCCAAGUUGAAAGGAUUAAAAAGUUCACAGAAGAGAACAACAUUAUGCGGCAUUACGUUAACAUUUUGCAGUCUUUAUUACGAUUGCGUCAGAUUUGUGCUCAUUACUCAUUAGUUAAAGAGUCUGAUAUUCCUGAUGAUUUAGAUGAGGAAAUUGUCAACGAUGGACUAACUCCGACAAGAGCGUUGAUGUUACUAAGCAUAGUUAGAGAUAGCGGAUUGGAUCAAUGUGGUUCUUGCUUACAGGAAUUGGUUCAAACUGUUGUAGUUACUCGAUGUGAACAUUUGUUUUGCAUUGAUUGUGCUAAUAAGAACAUGAGUCAAUUGUUAAGUUCAGCCUCAUUUGAGGACCAAAAGUUUUUGGCGGACUGUCCAAUAUGCGGGUUGAAAUUAUUUUCUGGCGAUGUUUGUGAAGUUUCAGAUUCUAAAGAUAUUGAGAAUGAUCAUAUUACGAUACCUGAGGAGGCUGUGAAGGUUCAUAGUACCAAAGUCAAAGCGUUACUUGAAGAUCUGAUUCAAGCAAAGAAAGAUAGUUUGAAAAGCGUCGUCUUUUCUCAAUGGACCAGUAUGUUAGAUUUAAUACAGGAUGCUUUAAACGAAAAUGAUAUCAGAUUUACUCGAUUAGAUGGCACGAUGCCUCGUGCAGAGCGCACACAAAAUAUGAACAUUUUUAAAAAAAAAGAUGAUGUGAGCGUCAUACUCGUUUCUUUGAAGGCUGGUGGCGUUGGGUUGAACUUAACAGCUGCCCAACGAGUAUAUCUUAUGGACCCUUUUUGGAAUCCGUCAGUUGAGAACCAAGCCAUCGAUAGAAUUCACCGUCUUGGCCAAACUUGUGCCGUAGAUACUAUAAGAUUUAUUAUCAAGAAUUCUGUGGAAGAAGGCAUACUUCAAUUGCAAGAACGUAAGUUGCGACUUGCUGAAUUAACAUUUUCCGAAAAAUUGAGCAAGCAAGAUAUUACCAGACGUAGAUUGGAAGACCUAAAAGUUCUUUUUAAAUGA